Molecule: messenger RNA, 966 nt
Organism: Thermothielavioides terrestris NRRL 8126
Lineage: Eukaryota; Fungi; Ascomycota; Sordariomycetes; Sordariales; Chaetomiaceae
Exons: 3
Coding region: 1-966 (321 amino acids)
Source: RefSeq, a predicted model, not a curated record
AUGGCGCUCUCGCCCUGGCACAAGCUUGAUGUACUCCUGAUAGUGUCGAGCCCGCUGCGUGGUGGGGGCAACGAGUGUGAGCGGCCAUCCAAAGUUCGACGCCGGUGUUUCCUGACGGCCGAUUUGCGCGGUUGCCGAGCGCAAUUUCCGCCCCAUUUUCUCUACGCGCCCCAGGUCCGCGCAACGCAACCCGCGCCGCAGGUUCCCGCCGCUACCGAAAGCAGUACGUGCGCCGGCUGCCGGGUCAUGGAGCCCGACGGGGCCGAAGCCAGGAAACGCUUAUGGGGCGGGAAACCUCCACAACCUCCGCCCGGGCUCCCUGGCAAUGGCGACUCGAUUGCGCCGCUGAUGCACACCGGCCCGGCGCUGCCGCCAAGACGGGCAAGCGGCGGCGGCCCCGCGGCCCCGGCCCCCGCUGUGUCUGCUCUGAGAAAACGGCACAGCGAGUUGGAGCUGGGCGAACAUUUUGCUGGUGGCUCCAUGCCCGACGAGCCGACAGCGAAGCGACAGAAAGCUGAGACCGCCGCCGGGACCACCGGCCCGUCAGUCAUCGAGAUCAAGGACAGCGAUGAUGAGGAAGACGACUCCUUGGUCUCCGACAUGGAGGAAUGGGAUGCGCUCCUCAAUGCUGCGCAACUGCCUCCGCCCGGAACCCAUGCCGCGCUUUCACGCCCGACCACAGGAACAUCGCCGCCCGUGGACCACCUGGGCCGCCCGCUCUCGGAAGCGACGCUUGCCGUUGCGCGAGAAUACUGGGACUGCCAGCGGAAGCUUGAUUCAUGCCCGCUCGACGAACAGCGCGCACCGGGAACUGCACUGCCAAUUGACCUUUUACUCCAGCUCGCAUGGCACCGCCGGGCGUAUACUAAGCUGGUGCUGGGAGUUGACAAACUCGAACCCGGCACGCGCACCUACGAGCCACCUCAUUGUGGCGACCUCUGCAUUGCCAAGCGCUCCGCAGGCUGA